AUGUAAAGUUUGUAAUUUAUACAAACUAGAAAUUCAUAAAAAGGAAAAAAGUAUAAGUAAAUCACAAGAAGAAGUUAAAAAUUUACUUUCUAGAAUAAAAAAAUGUACUAAUUACCUUGUUAAACUAGAAGAGUCAGAACUAUCAGCUAAAAGUGAUAAGGGUGAUAAAUUGGAUAACUUAUCAGCACAACCAUUACCACCAUUACCAUCAGUACCGUUAGCAAAAAAUAGGCCAUUACCACCAUCACCAUCACCAUCACCAUCACCAUCACCAUCACCAUCACCAUCACCAUCACCAUCACCAUCACCAUCACCACCACCACCACCACUACCACCAAAAAGUAGGCUACCACUACCACCAAAAAAUAGGCUACCACUACCACCAAAAAAUAGGCUACCACUACCACCAAAAAUAGGCCACCACUACCACCAAAAAAUAGGCUACCACUACCACCAAAAAAUAGGCUACCACUACCAGCACCAUCAUUACAAAAGAAACCAGUACCAACACCAAGGAAGAUUCCUCCUCAAGAUACUCAUAAGAAGCAUGGUAAGGACUCUGAAAAACAAACUAAUGCUUUAG
Messenger RNA from Cryptosporidium muris RN66, 583 nucleotides. RefSeq lists its product as uncharacterized. The transcript has a single exon. The annotation marks the transcript as partial. NCBI's taxonomy places the organism in Eukaryota, Apicomplexa, Conoidasida, Eucoccidiorida, Cryptosporidiidae. The record is from RefSeq and is a predicted model, not a curated record.